Molecule: messenger RNA, 3396 nt
Organism: Diorhabda carinulata
Lineage: Eukaryota; Metazoa; Arthropoda; Insecta; Coleoptera; Chrysomelidae
Product: serine/arginine-rich splicing factor 7-like
Exons: 5
Coding region: 390-989 (199 amino acids)
Molecular function (GO): zinc ion binding; RNA binding
Source: RefSeq, a predicted model, not a curated record
GGCAGCAAAGUGCUACUUUGCCAAGUUUCCAUUUUUAAAAAAUUUGACAAAUCGAUAAUAAUUAUUCGACUAUAUAGAAUCUUUAUAAUAAUUGAUGUCACAAAGUUAUUUUUAUGUAUUAUAAUGUUCAUUAAAUUGGAUAUGACCAUGAAGUAUUCCCACUUUAAAUUAAUUAAUUGAUUAAGUGGCAUCAAUGUAUGCUGGAUGCCAUGUUUGAAAUUGAUAAUUGAAUGCAAAGGGGAGUGUGGUGCGUUAUUCUCGUCCAUUUUACGUUUAGUUUGGUUGCAGUAAAGGCGUAAUUUAUUAUUACAAUUAGUUUUUGCAUUCGUUCUAGUAUAUUUAAAAUAUAUAAUUGAUUUAAACUCUCGAAUUUGUGGUACUGUUUCAAGAUGAGAGAUUCGCCAGAUUCUACGUCAAAAAGGAGUAGGAGCAAGAGUUCUAACAGUAGCACUAGCCGGAAAAGUAGAAGCAGAAGUGCCUCUAGCGUAUCAAGAUCUCGCUCAAGAAGCCGCAGUAGUGAAAUUGACGGCUACAGAUUACAUAUUGCAGAUAUAGGUGAUGAAGUUAGGCGUUCAGAUUUAGAAAAGUUAUUUACACCAUAUGGAUGCUUGAAAGAGGUAUGGAUGACAAACAGUACCCCAUGUUUUGGAUUUGCUGUGUUCACUGAAAAGAAAGCAGCAGCCGCAGCUUUGAAAGCAUGUGAUGGAGCUGAGGUUGCUGGAUGUCGAAUCCAUGUUACGUAUGCCAGACCCAGAACUCGAGGUUCAGGACGACGUUUUUAUAGCAGUAACAUGCGGUGUUACCAGUGCGGAUACACAGGCCAUUUCUAUCGUGAUUGUCCAGACAUUAAUGGUGGAGACAAGAGAGACCGUUACGGCCGUUCUAGAAGGGACAGGGACCGAGACAGUAGAAGAAGAUCGAGUCGCAGCGGUAGAUACGAUGAUAGAUCCAGGCGAAGUGGUGGAGCAAGCAGCAGACGUCGAAGAUAGAUACAUUCUACUUGCGUUAUUUCAGGUAGUAUUUAAUUUUGUUAUAGUACAGUCUCCAAUUCAUAAUGGAUGCAAUUAUGUACAUCAAGAAGCCAUUUUUUUAUGUAUACAUAUUACUUAUAAUUUAAAGUUUAUCAGCCCGUAUAGAAAUUAGUUGAGUAUUCCAAUAAAAUUGCAAUAUAAUGAAAUGAAGAGUUGAAUUUGUGAAAUUCAAGGUAGGUUUGUGUAAUUGUACCAAAGAUAAAUAUAACUAAUGAAUUUUUCAGAAACAAAUAGAUUAUUGAAUGUACAACAUGUAUUAGAGACAGACAAGCUCUAUUUCAAUAUAUUUGUCACGUUGAUUAAUUAUUAGCACUAACAAUCUAUUUGAGUAUUAGUUUUAGAUGAAUGUAUUCAUCUUGAUUAAUAUAAAAGUUCGUUUUGAGGUAACCUGUAUAAAAUAUUAGACUGGUGCAGAUAAACUUUGAAUUUUCUCUUUUGCACAUGUACAAUUUCAAACGUAAUUCAAUUAUUGUUGUUUAUUGUCUUCAAGCUUAUACCACUCAAACUUUUGAUUAACACCUAGCAGAUUAAUUAUAUUUUUCUAUUUAUUGACAUUUCACACAAUUUAUAAUAUUUUCUCAGGAAAUUGAAUGAAAGCAUUUCACAGUGAAUACAAGAUAAAGUUUUAAAAUACCUUAGAGGUGUAUACAAAACGUAACAAUUUGGCUGACUUCAAACACUUCAAAUUUUAAAAUUCCAGUUAUUUUCUGUAUGUAUCCUGUAAAUAUGACGCUAAUAAACUCAAAUUAUUAAACCCAGUAUUCACAAACAACUUUAAUCGAAUCACUAAUCUUAUUAUUUAGAUUGUCUAAAUUGGUAUUGAGAACACUGAAUGAAUUCAUUUGAUUCUUUGGUGUAUAUAACCUAAAAAGGAAUAUAUGGUAUUUGAAAUUUGUUCAUGUGCAUUUGAUUGUUGCAGUUAGGUUUAAGUUUUUACGGUGUUCCUGAUCAAUAAUUUCAUUUUAUUUUUGUUUCUGAGAACAAUUUUCAAAUUUUAACAGAAUAAUAUUUAUAUAUAAUUUUAUUUUGAAUGACAAGAAUUUCAGGUGCAAUUUUUGAAUUAAUGUGUUAACAGUAAUGAUUAAUUUGAUUAGUAAUAAUGACAUUUCCUUAAAAAUCUAUGAACCUAAGUUAUUGUUCUUCAAACACGGUAUUCCUUAACCAAUUUGGUUGAAGAACACUGUGCAAAGUAUAGACACUAUUGAUGUUUCAAGUUGUGAGUUUAUGCAAAGUAUUUGAUAUCAUCACUUCGAGCAGAUAUGUUGAUUUUUUAAAGUUGAAACAAUAAAUAUUUGUUUGGACAUUGCGUAUUAGUGCUUACAUUUGAAUAUUGUGAGAUUUUUAAGAAACUUUUUAACUAAUCUAAACGAGUAAAUGUAUAUUGCGCAAUUAUGUACAUAAAUAAAUCUCGAAUUUUUUUCAAUUAACAUUUUUCAAAAUUUCUUCAGUAGUCACUAAAAUUCUUAAACUAUAUACUAUUUUGUCAUCCAAUCGUUAUUUCUUGAUUCUUAGUUCAGGAAGUUAAUUGUUUAAUAUAUAAACAGAGUUUUCUGUAAAAGUAAUUGGGUGUCUGUCUGACUGAAAAAAUCUAAUUGAUGAAGGUCAGUCUAUAUUAGUCACCAUUUUAGUGUUGACUGCUUUAUAAAUUUUAUAAAUGGAACUCACCACAUUUAAUAACUAACAUCAAAAUGUUCGACCAAUAUUUUAUUAUAGAAGGCUAAAAAUAAAUUUUAUGAAUAAUCUCAUUUUUCCUUGUGAGUUUGCUGUUUUUUGUCAUUGCAUAAACAAAUUCCUGACAAAUCCUGAAUUUAAGUUAUGUAUCAAAUUUGAGAUAUAUUUAUAAUUUUUUCAAUUUAUCGUGCCCUAACCUAAAGGUUAGUUGGAACAUAAAUUGUUGUGUGUUUUCACAAUACCGAGUAUAAAAAUUAGAUUUGUGCUAGUACAUACUUUAAAAAUGUUGAUGUGAAAUUCUUAUCAGGACCACAAAAAGGUAGAUAUACUUAAUUUGUAUUCAGAGAGCCCAAGUUUCCGUCAAUAAUCUAUUAUUUAAUAUAUAAUUAGCAAGGUGAUACUGGAAUUACAAAAUUUUGUUUUUUCAUGUUGAUAAACUAGAAUUUGAAUUAGAACACUAGAGUGAAAUCAAUAGGUUUUCUUCAAGUGAUCUAAUAACUGGUUUAAUUUUUUUCUGCAUUUUUUUUUGAAAAAGAAACAGCAGUUCUCUGAUUAUGAAUAGUUAUGUAAUGUUUCAUAUAUAUAUUAUAUAAUUUGAUGGUGAAAUUGUUAAAUUUACCAAAAUAGUGGAUGUGAGACAGAUUUAUUAUAAUCAACAUUUUGGAACCAAAUAAAUUAUGAAUUUCUACCUGUU